AUGGAAGCAGGAAACCACACGGAAGUAUCAGAAUUCCUCCUCCUGGGCCUCUCAGAGGAUCCUGAACUGCAACCCCUUAUCUUUGGAGUGUUGCUGUCCAUGUACCUGGUCACCGUGCUUGGGAACCUCCUCAUCAUCUUGACCAUCAUCUCUGACUCCCACCUCCACACUCCCAUGUAUUUCUUCCUCUCUAACCUGUCCUUUGUCGACAUCUGCUUCACUUCCACCACUGUGCCAAAGAUGCUGGUGAACAUCCAGGCUCAGAGAAAAGACGUCUCCUACAUAGGAUGCUUCACUCAGGUCUAUUUUUUUAUGAUUUUUGCUUUACUGGAAGGCUUCCUCCUGACUGUGAUGGCCUAUGACCGGUUUGUGGCCAUCUGCCACCCACUGCACUACAUGGUCAUCAUGAACCCACGCCUCUGUGGCCUCCUGGUUCUGAUGUGCUGGUUUAUCAUUUUCUGGGUCUCCCUGCUUCAUAUUCUACUGUUGAGGCAGCUGACCUUCUGUAUAGGCACUGAAAUUCCACAUUUCUUCUGUGAACUGGCUGAGGUUCUCAAAUUAGCCUGCUCUGACACCCUCAUCAAUAACAUCGCCAUGUAUGUGGCAACUGUCCUGCUUGGUGUAUUUCCCCUCAUUGGAAUUGUCUUCUCUUACUCUCAAAUUGUCUCCUCUAUAAUGAGAAUUUCCCCUGCAGGAGGAAAAUACAAAGCAUUUUCCACCUGUGGGUCUCACCUCUCUGCGGUUUCCUUGUACUAUGGGACAAGCCUGGGUGUCUACUUCAGUUCUGCUGUGACCCAUUCUUCCCAAAGAAGCUCGAUUGCCUCAGUGAUGUACACUGUGGUCAACCCCAUGCUGAACCCCUUCAUCUACAGCCUGAGGAACAAGGAUGUGAAGGGGGCCCUGGGGAGGCUCCUCAGUCGAGCUGCGCCUUGUCCGUGA
Messenger RNA from Diceros bicornis minor, 939 nucleotides. Its product is annotated as olfactory receptor 7D4-like. The record is from RefSeq and is a predicted model, not a curated record. Gene Ontology annotation, biological process: G protein-coupled receptor signaling pathway. Gene Ontology annotation, cellular component: membrane. NCBI's taxonomy places the organism in Eukaryota, Metazoa, Chordata, Mammalia, Perissodactyla, Rhinocerotidae. The coding region runs from base 1 to 939 and encodes 312 amino acids. The transcript has a single exon. Gene Ontology annotation, molecular function: G protein-coupled receptor activity; olfactory receptor activity.